GGCAGGCACCAGGAUGCGGUUGCCGUGGGAGACCGGUUGCUAUGGGCUCCCGGUUGCCCGGCAACCGCCUCCCGCUCGGCAGCCCUUUUGGGGAUUGGCCGUUUCCAACAACACUGGCGGCAACGAUGAUGCAAUGCCCGACGUUGUAACCCUGGCCUUGGGAAAAUGUAACUUUUUGCAAGGAUGUCGUCCGCGAGCGCCGACUCCGGCCGCUGGACUUGGAAGCCUCUAGUGAGAAGUGAUCUCUUGGCCCGUGGCUUCCACUCGUGCGAGGUCGUGCGAGGCAACCUCCUCGUCUUCGGGGGUCUGAAAAGCCCCACGGACCCCCCACUGGGAGACGUGGUGGCCUUCGACCCGGCGACCCAGACGGUGCGCAGCCUGGCCCCGGACGGAGGGGGCGGAUGCCGGCGCAGCCACCACCAGACUCUGGUCCUAUCUGACCGCUACCUGUGCGCAGUGGGGGGCUGGGACGGCGGGCGGCGUGUCUCGGAGGUGUGGGCCUUCGACGUGGAGCGGCUGCGCUGGGAGCCGUGGGCCGUGGGGCCACCCGCCGGGCAGACUCCCGUGGGGCUGAGCAGCCACACCUGCACCAAAGUCUCCGAGCACCAGGCCAAGGUGGUGGGCCGCGAGGGCGGGCUGCGCACGCAGAGGCGAUACGCCAGCAUCUUCACCUUGCACCUGGACGCCGCCAGGAAAUCCUACUGGUACGAAGAGGAGGAAUCCCGGACGGCUUCUCGGGCCGGCCACUCGGCCAUGUUGCUGCCCGAAGGGGGGCCGGCCGGCAAGAUCCGUGGCUACAAGCUGGUGGUCUUUGGCGGCCGCGACUCAGCCGACUGCGACAUCGCCGGGCGGUGGCCCAAGGGCCAGAUUCAGGUGGACUUGGCCUUGGCCCCCGGCCUGACGGAGCAGCUCUCUCGCUUGGUGGCCGCCGGAAAGGCCAGCGGUCAUCCUCCCAAGGGUCUGCGGCACCAGUCCUGCUCGGUGGUGGGGCCCUUUGCGGUCAUCUUCGGGGGGGAGACGCUGGGGAAAGGCCGGGACGCCGUCUGCAACGACCUCUACGUCCACGACGCCCGGUCGUCGCCCGGCCAGUGGUUCCACUUCCCUUCCUCCAACCGGGCUUUGAAGCGGAUCGGUCACCGGACGUGUGUCUUGAAUGACAAAUUAUACCUGGUGGGGGGUUUCGGGCCCGACGGGAAGACGCCUUGCCCCGAGAUCAGCACCUUGGAGAUCUCCCCGUGAGGCCCAGCACCAGGCCGUCCCCUCCUCCUCCGCUCUCCGGGUUUUCCAGCUGAACAAAUAAAAGCUCUAUCUUCCCAAAGGA
This is a messenger RNA of Anolis sagrei ordinatus, 1321 nucleotides long. RefSeq names its product kelch domain containing 9 (gene KLHDC9). NCBI's taxonomy places the organism in Eukaryota, Metazoa, Chordata, Lepidosauria, Squamata, Anolidae. Gene Ontology annotation, molecular function: cyclin binding. The record is from RefSeq and is a predicted model, not a curated record.